GAAGGGAGAACGUGAGUAGGUUAGAGUUUCGGUUGAGGGGUUAAGGAUUUUCGCCUGUCACCCCCUGGAUCCUGGGUAUCGAUAUCCUAGACCGGGAGAGGCUACAGUGCACUGAGGGGCUACCUCUCAAGAGUGCUGUCAUCUCCGUCGGCCAGACCGAAAGGGGAGCUCAGGGACCUUCCAGAGAGUGAGACCCACCGCCCCUCUCCCACCCCCCCGCAGGCUUUCAUCCCCACCAUGGCUGAGCUGAUCCAGAAGAAGCUGCAGGGAGAAGUGGAGAAAUAUCAACAGCUACAGAAGGACUUGAGUAAAUCCAUGUCAGGGAGGCAGAAGCUUGAGGCACAACUUACAGAAAAUAAUAUUGUGAAGGAGGAACUGGCCUUGCUGGAUGGGUCCAAUGUGGUCUUUAAACUUCUGGGUCCUGUGCUGGUCAAACAGGAGCUGGGGGAGGCUCGGGCCACAGUGGGGAAGAGGCUGGACUAUAUCACAGCUGAAAUUAAGCGAUAUGAAUCCCAGCUCCGGGACCUUGAACGGCAGUCAGAGCAACAGAGGGAAACCCUUGCUCAGCUGCAGCAGGAGUUCCAGCGGGCCCAGGCAGCAAAGGCAGGGGCUCCAGGGAAGGCCUGACCCCAUGGUUGGGGGGAGGGGAGAGAAUGAAGCAGCUCUAGGAUCUAUACUAUAGCUAAUAAAAUGUAAAAAUACCUGA
Messenger RNA from Nycticebus coucang (slow loris), 706 nucleotides. RefSeq names its product prefoldin subunit 6 (gene PFDN6). Gene Ontology annotation, cellular component: prefoldin complex; cytoplasm. The record is from RefSeq and is a predicted model, not a curated record. The transcript is spliced from 4 exons. The coding region runs from base 238 to 627 and encodes 129 amino acids. Gene Ontology annotation, molecular function: protein-folding chaperone binding. NCBI's taxonomy places the organism in Eukaryota, Metazoa, Chordata, Mammalia, Primates, Lorisidae. Gene Ontology annotation, biological process: protein folding; chaperone-mediated protein complex assembly.